GUGAGCUAUGGGGUCAUGGCUAUACUCCAUAUGCAGCAACAAGAUGGCCACGCCGCCCCUCCUCCUCCAUCACCGGCGGUUGCGCCGCUCUUAACACAGACAUCGUGGUCUCCCGACGCCUACCGCGACGAGGCGUGGCUGAGGCGGAAGGGAAACCACGACAGCCGCAGACGGCGGAGUAUUGACCUAGGGUUCGGGUUCGCAUCGCCGGAGAUCGAUCAACGGUUGUCCGAUACUUUGCCUGCUUUAGGGCUCUAUUACACUGUUCAUAAGCAGUUUCAUGAGAAUUCGAAGUCCUCCACGACGGCGUCCGAGUGUGACUCGCCGUCGUCUUCUGUUGGUAACCACUCCAUAUUCGAUCCCGGUGAUAAUCCUCAGACGGUGAAGACAAGGUUGCGACAAUGGGCCCAAGUGGUGGCUUGUUCGGUGCGUCAAUCUUCUAGCUGAUCCAGAUCAUCUCAUCAAUGGCUUCAAUCAAAGCAAUCCAACCAUGGUUUAUUUAUUAAAC
Molecule: messenger RNA, 508 nt
Organism: Camellia sinensis
Lineage: Eukaryota; Viridiplantae; Streptophyta; Magnoliopsida; Ericales; Theaceae
Source: RefSeq, a predicted model, not a curated record